Molecule: messenger RNA, 916 nt
Organism: Oryzias latipes (Japanese medaka)
Lineage: Eukaryota; Metazoa; Chordata; Actinopteri; Beloniformes; Adrianichthyidae
Gene: tyrobp
Product: transmembrane immune signaling adaptor TYROBP
Biological process (GO): positive regulation of natural killer cell activation; neutrophil activation involved in immune response; negative regulation of transforming growth factor beta1 production
Cellular component (GO): cell surface
Molecular function (GO): signaling receptor binding
Source: RefSeq, a predicted model, not a curated record
UCCUUUCACUGUCAUCCGGGAGGUUACCAAGCUUCCUGGUACUCACACCAUAUUGUCUGUGGACUGUCUCCUGUCUGUGGGCCCCUCUGUCUCCAGUUCACAGCCUCUUGUUCAUGGGUGGAGGACAGUUGUUUGAUAGUGAACAGAGGGACGUACAGCCCCCAGCUUCUCACUCUCAUUUCCUGCCUUACUAAACCCCAACAUGAAGACGAUGCCCGAACACCUCUGUGUCGCAGGUUCCUUUUUUGGCUCAGAGGAGACGCCAGGCUGUGAUGGCUGCUAUCUCAUAAGCAUGACGUCUUUGAUCGCCGUAAUUACUUCUGACAUCAUCCUGACCAUCUUCAUUAUGAUUUCUGUGUUCUGCUUUGCAACUCACCAAAGGAGAAGGAGAGAAUGUGACUCCCUCCAUGGUAAAAAGAACUCAUCUUUGCAAACUUCAAAGAAAGUGCCAACAGAAGUUGCAGAGUCUCCCUACCAGGAGUUACAUGGAGUCCAGUCAGAUGUGUACAGUGAGCUUCAACACUUUAGAAAAUGACACUUUAAAUGGAACAGACAACUCUAACAUGAAGCUAUAAUGUAAAGCAUAAUGUUUGUGUGUGAACGUAAAGCAAACAGCAAAUGAUCCUGCAUAUAUGUAGCUUUAGGUUAUAAUCCAGCACAAUUGUAAUGUAAAUGCCUGUGAUUUUAAAGCACUAAUAUAAAAUACUGUAUGUAAAAGUGGAAUAUUUAUGUAAAUGUUUGUAUGCUUGAAAGGUUUUGUGAGUGUGUGUGUUGCUGCCUUUAUUUUGAAUAAGAAUACAUGUUUUAAUUCUAGUUUGAAAACAGCAUUUUAUAGUGUGUUUCAUUUUUAAUGUAUAUUAACCAGUCAUAGGAAGUCAACAUUUCUGUUAUUUUUAUGUCUUUUAUUGUUUAACGU